Molecule: messenger RNA, 4220 nt
Organism: Cydia pomonella (codling moth)
Lineage: Eukaryota; Metazoa; Arthropoda; Insecta; Lepidoptera; Tortricidae
Exons: 5
Coding region: 1083-1493 (136 amino acids)
Source: RefSeq, a predicted model, not a curated record
UCAGCCUAAUGGGAGAAAUUUUCCUCCAAAGUAUUAAAAAAUAUCUAAAUCUUCUAACUCCUAUAGAAAGUGAUGCUCAAGCACCUUGCUUAAUGGCUGGUUUGAGUAUAUGUUUGAGAGCAGGAAAAAAUAAUGAGCACGUAUUUUGUUAUAUCUGCUUAAACUCAAGUUUUUCUAACAAGGAAGGGUACCCAACUGUCCGACUCCGAUUUGAUUCAUUUUGAUAUAUGUUACAGAGUAGUCUAAAAUAACGGACACGUAUUUUUUUUUAGCUGCCCAAACUCAACCUAUUGGGAGAAAUUGUCCUCCAAAGUACUAAAAAGUUACUAAAUCUUCUAACUCCUAUAGAAAGUGAUGCUCAAGCAACUUGCUAGUUAAUGGCUGGUUUGAGUAUAUGUUUGAAAGCAGCAAAAAAUAAUGAGCACGUGUUUUGUUAUAUCGGCUAAAACUAAUUUUUUCCUAAACAAUUUUUUUUGUAUAUGCAACUAAUAAGUAUAUGGACGUAGACUAUAUUGUAUGUUACUUUAAAUAUGUAUUUUUGUACAAUAAAGAGUUUACUACUACUACUGCUACUACUACUAUCUCCAAAAAAAUCAAGACUUCAUUAUUAUUACAUUUUCAUAAGGUUUUUAUCCCGGACGUGUCAAAUUUUGCUCUCAGAUAAUGACCCAGCCAAGGUCCUACCCCUACCCUGCACCGGGCGGGAUUUGCCACGAACAACGAAAUUCGUAAAUCCUCUAUUUGCCACAUCCGUCCUGCGUUAUCGAAGUGACAGGGAUGGAGAUACACGAAAUCUGGAUUUUAGAUAUGUUCACGUAGACGCCCUGAAUGCCGGUGAGAUGCCUCCCCUGCACCCUGCACCUUGCAGCCGGCAGCCUGCACCCUGCCCCCACCCGUCCAGACGGGCGCCGGCCGGGGCUCGAGCGAUACGCUUAUCCAAUCCGUCCGUUGUGUACUACGAAGGUAUUGCUAUCAUAACACACAACCUAAUCAAUACAAUCCAAAGCGUCAGGAUACAUUGUCGCACGUACUUUAAAUAAGAGAACCGUAGGCGGACAGGGCAAGGAUAAGGACAAGGCAUCAUGAGGCAGCUAGUCGCCACCGCGUGGCUCUUGUAUUUCAUAUGUUUGGUACUGUAUUAUGCAGCAUUAUUCAUCAGGCUGAUUGCUGAAAAUAGAUUUCUGGAGGGGAUACAGGUCGACGAGAAGGACUUUCGUCUGUUUAUAGGAAGUAUUGUAUUUUGCCUCGAAGUUGAAUUUCAGUCUCGCCCACCGAGCUCCUUGGAUUCGGUGGUGAAACUGAAAGCGUGCGCGAACUCUCUUCUUUACUCCGGGAUACUGAUUACCACCGUCUACGAGCACUUCGAGGACGUGUUCCUGCUGGCCGCGCUAUCCAUCGGGGCGAUGACGAAUUUCUGCUCGGUCUACUACCUCAUCCAGAAGCCGGAGAGGAGCCAGGGGCCCGAGGAGCCCGCCGGCGCCGGCGCCGACUAGGACAUCCACGCGCUUCAUGAUCAUGAACAUUCAAACUUAACCUAACCUGGACAAUAAAACUAAUAUUAGUUAUUGGUUUCAUAUAACAGUAGAGUGUAUUUACCAAUCAUUAGGUACAAUACAUGUCAGCCAUGGCACGGCUGUUGGAAUUAAAUGCCAUAUCUAUUAACUUACAAUAUUAAAAAUAAUUAUAGGUGAGUGUCAUUUUUAGGAUUCCGUAGUCAACUAGGAAACCUUAUAGUUUCGCCAUGUCCGUCUGUCUGUCUGUCUGUCUGUCUGUCCGAGGCUUUGCUCCGUGGUCGUUAGUGCUAGAAAGCUGAAAUUUGGCAUGGAUAUAUAAAUCAAUAAAGCCGUCAAAGUCGUACAAUAAAAUCUAAAUUUUUUUUUUUUUUAGGGUACCUCCCCUACACGUAAAGUGGGGGUGAAUUUUGAACCAUAGGUCCAAAAAAUAUGAAAAAAAAUCUUGGAAGUAGAGCUUAAGAAAGACAUUAAGUAAAUGAAAACUAUAGCGGAUAUGAUCAGUUUAGCUGUUUUUGAGUUAUCGCAAAAAGUUUCCCCUUCAUAGUAAAAAGACGUACACCCACAGUUCAUCCCUUGGUUAACAAUCUACCAUACUUUAAGCUCCAGUUUAGCUUAUUAUGACGGAAGAGUAACUACGGAACCCUACUCUGAGCCCAUGCUUACAUAGAAACCGCCGGAUUUUAUUAAAUAAACAAAUAAAUAAAAAUAUGUUUGAUUGUUAGCAAUUUACAUAAGGUAAGGUGGGGUAAGACUAUCGCUGGAGCAAGACAAACGCUUAUAUGCAAUCCUCAUACUGUUAGUCUUGACCCGAGGAAAAUAAACUAUGUUCGUCUUAUCCCGCCUUACCUUACUACUACGGUUAAACCAGGUUAGCGGGCUUUGUGUUGUGCAAAACAAGGUUCGAGCCUUCUUCAUCGAUUAUACUUAUAUUGAUGUGUCCUAUUCAGUUCAGUUCAGCCGUAUUUAUAAGUAAUUACUACUCUCCGGCCGAAACUCGUACGAAUCGAUGUCGUAUUAGCCAAAGAAUCCAAUAUUCACUAGGAGAAGAACGAUAACUCCAUACAAAACUAGAUCUCGUUCACAAUUUUAGGACCCUUAUGAAUCAAAGUAUAUCAAUGACAUGCUGCAAAUCAGCAGCAUUCAUUGUUAUGCUGAUGAUAGUACGGGUGAUGCGUCUUACACCGGCCGCACCAAUAUCUCUCGGGAAAACGUCGCAGAGAGCCGGAACAAACUUGUGUCUGAAAUUGAGACUUCCCUAAAAGAAGUCUCUGAAUGCGGUCGACUUAACUUAGUCCGUUUCAACCCUACCAAGACACAAGUUUGCGCGUUUACCGCAAAAAAAGUUAGAGUUUGUCGUAUCACCUCGUUUUGAGAGCACUUCCCUGACUGCCACACCCGGUAUCGGAAUUGUUCGGAUUAAUCCCUGCCGCUUCUUUUCGCCAUCGCCCUACGCGACAACAUUUCCAUCCUCACCACUUAGAUGGUUGGCAGUCCUCAACUGUGCGUUUUUCCAGGAACUUUCUGCCUCGCACUGCUAAACUGUGGAAUGAACUGUCGCCUGCGGUGUUUUCGGACCGAUACGACCUUCAAACCUUCAAGAAAAGAGCGUACUCCCAUCUUAAAGGCCGGCAACGCACUUACAACCCCUCUGGUGUUGCAGGUGUCCAUGGGCGGCGGUAAUCGCUUAUCAUCAGGUGAUCCGUCUCAUCGUUUGCCUCCUCUACCAUAAAAAAAAAAACUAUGAGAAAAUACAAAAGAAAUUCGCAAGGUAUUUAUAAAGCAAGUAUUUGGCUACUACCCUUAUCUAUAUCCCUCCCUGUUCGUAUCGGGGAUGGUAGGCCUCGACACACUCGAACUGAGGCGGAAACUAUUGUUAACGGAGCAUUAUCAUGGCAUCAUUAGUAAUAGGAUAAACAAUUCCUUUGUGUUGGAGCGAAUGGGCUUGCAAUAAUAAUUUUAAUUUGAGAAUUUUGUGUUAGUUUUUUAUGAUAAGUUGAAAUUUAUUUAUUUUAUUAUGCUUCUGUCUGUUGAAUUUGUCUUUUAUUGUUGGAAAUUAUUGGUUUAUAAAUUAUAUUGAUUUUAUUUGUAUUACAUUUUUGACAUUUUUAUAUUACAAUAACUUGACAUUAGAAUUAAGAUUUAACAUGUAAACGACUUGGUGACUGUACUGUAAGUUUAUUAUGUGUCUAAAUAAAUAAAUAUAAAUUGCUGGGUUAUUAUUGAGUUACUAGCUGACCCGGUGCCCGGUGAACUUCGUAUCACCUAUCUGUAUAGUCCCUUUUAGCACGUCACGGAUUAUCGAAUCAUUCUUUUACAGAUGUUACUGACUUGUCAAAUAAGUACCCUACGUACAGUUUUGUUUUCGGAGUGGUUGGGUCAUUUUCCUAUUUAUAAGAUGUAAAAAACACUGGGCCUACCGCGAAAGACGCCAAUCAAAAUUUUGUUACCUGCCUCUCGAAUAUUCAAGAGUGAUAGUGAUAUUUCAUAUUUAUUUAUUGUGUACAUAGGUAUAAUUGCAGAUAGAAUAGCUUUAGGUUUGUGUUGUAGAACAUGCUACCUCUCUGUAGAGAGGUGUUACAAUAUAUUUUCUUCUUUAAUCGGUGCAAAAAUGCUGAAGUUCAAGAUGGCGGCCGUUUAGUACAAUUUACCCUCCGAUUCCUAAUGAAGGGCUUCCCAGAUCCUCAAAAAUCGAUUUUAAUUUUGAUC